Molecule: messenger RNA, 2300 nt
Organism: Aphidius gifuensis
Lineage: Eukaryota; Metazoa; Arthropoda; Insecta; Hymenoptera; Braconidae
Product: ribosomal RNA-processing protein 8-like
Exons: 3
Coding region: 44-919 (291 amino acids)
Biological process (GO): rDNA heterochromatin formation; cellular response to glucose starvation; regulation of transcription by glucose
Cellular component (GO): nucleolus; rDNA heterochromatin; chromatin silencing complex
Molecular function (GO): methyltransferase activity
Source: RefSeq, a predicted model, not a curated record
AAUAAAAUUAGAUAAACAACAAGAAAAAUUAGCUAAAAAUGAAAUGAAUAUUGUUAAAACAAAAAAAAAAAAGAAUAAAAAAUCAAAAAGACAACAAAUUAAUACUCAAGAUAAGUCAACAACAACAAAUUCAAAUGACAAAGUUGAACAAAAUGAUAAUGCAAUUGUUGAUAAUAAAAACCAGCUGGAUUUAAAUAAAAUUCAAAAAUUAUUAGCACAAAAAAAAAGCAUGUCAAAGGAGAAGAAAGAAAAAACAAUGUCAUUAAGAGAAAGAAUGUUGGAGCAAUUAAGAUCAGCAAGAUUUAGAUAUCUUAAUGAAACACUAUACAACAACAAUAGUUCAGACUCUAAAAAAUUAUUUGUUGAAGAUCCAGAUGCAUUUGAAGCUUAUCAUUCUGGUUAUCGUCAGCAAGUUAAACAAUGGCCACUAAAUCCACUAGAAAUUAUCAUAAAUACAAUUAAAAAAAUGCCAAAAGAAUAUGUUGUUGCUGAUUUUGGUUGUGGUGAUGCCAAGCUUUGUGAAUCAGUUGAACAAAAAGUUCACUCACUUGAUUUAGUUGCUGUUAAUGACAAAGUAACAGCUUGUGAUAUGGCACAUACAUCCUUGCUAACUAGCAGUGUUCAUGUUGUUGUAUUUUGUUUAUCAUUAAUGGGAAAAAAUUUAGCAGAUUAUCUUUUAGAAGCAAAUCGUGUUUUAAAACAAGAUGGAAUAUUAAAAAUUGCUGAUGUUGAAAGUCGCUUUGAAAAUAUACAAGAAUUUGUAAAGUCAUUAGAAAAAUAUGGCUUUCAAAAUACAUAUCAAGAUUUAUCAAAUAAUUUAUUUUAUUUUAUGGACUUUAAAAAAAUUGAAGAUGUCAAUAGAAGAAACAAAAAUCUUCCACAAGUUUAUUUAAAAACAUGCUUAUACAAAAGAAGAUAAUUUAUUUACUUUGAUAAAUUAAAAUACUGUACCACAUUAUUUAAUUUAAUAAUUUAUGUGGAUUAUUAAUGUUUGUGACAGCUUAAUCAGCAUGACAAGAUUUCAGGCAUACUGAUCUGAUUGACACAUUAUUUUUUUUUCAAAUAAAAAUAAUUAUGCAAUUCAUAAAUAAAUAAAUCAUUGAGUAUACUUAAAUUUUUUUUUAUUAUUAACAUAUAUAUUUGAGUAUUAUAAACUUGAAAAAAUAUACUUACAUAAUCAGUACGAAAAAAUUAACAACACUAUUUUAUAAUUAAUUAAUUGAUUGAAAAAUAAAUGAUUAAAAAUCAGGUAAAUUUGGAUCCAAAUCAUCCAUCAUUUCUGCAUAUUCAUCUUUUAAAUUUUCAAUUUUUUCUUUCAACAAUAGCUAAAAUAUUUAAAAAAAUAUGUCAGGUACAAUUUUAAGAGUCAAUUUUAUUUAAUUACUUACAUGAGCUGAUGAAAUAAUACGACUUAUUGAACUUUUUGGCAUGUAACGAAUUUUUUCAGCAAUUUCUUUGGCAUCUGCUGUUGCAAUUGAUUGUAGUGUUUUAUAGCCAGCAUUGUAAAGUUGUCUAGCUCUUCCCUAUUUGUCAAUAAAAAUAUAUUAUUUAAAUUUUCUAUUACGUAAAUUACGUGGAAAAUUAAAUAAUAAACUUACUGCUUUAACAGUUGGUAAUUCCAUUAGAAUUUCUAACUCGCCAGAACAUCCAUAGCUCAAUUUUUUAGUAAAUACUUUAAUUAAAUCUGGGAAUGCCCAAAAUUCUGGUAUCUCUUGGCAAAAUUUAAUAAUACAAUUUGCAAAUGAUGCUGAUGAAAUCAUGAUGUUUUGUAUCCAGCCUCUAUCAACUUUAUAUUUUUCGGCAACAAUAUGAAUUGACUGUUGAUUAUUCAAUUCAUACAGUAUCAAUGUCAAAUAAAAACGAGAAAUAACUCUGACUGAAACACUCUAAAGCAAUUGUAUAUAAUUAAAAAAAAUAGGUGAAAAUUAUUUUUGAUGAUGAUAGAUACCUUUGGUACAACACCUUCACGUAAUUUUAUAACAGUCAUUUCGUUAAUCCCAAGUAAUCUUGAUACAACCAUCAGGCUUUCUGGUAGACUCAUUAUCUGUUGAUGAUUAUUUUUAGUUAAAAAAAAACAACAACAAUAAUAGAGAUAUAUUAUUUAAAAUUAAUAAACAUACCACAUCAUAAAGUACCAAUCCAUCAACUUUAAAUUUAUCAGAAAAAUCAUACGGUGUUAUCAAGUAAAGUAAAUGCAAAUCAUUCAACAGUAUCAAUUGCUUUUGAGCUGUUUUUAAAUCUUCAGCAAGAAUAUAAGCUGUUUUUAAAUCAAUAUUAGCUGUAGAAAAAAAAAAAAACAA